AUGGUGCAGUCGACGCUGCGCGGUGACGAACUCGAGCUCGCGGAGCGCAUCUCGUACACCAAAUCCAUGGACCCGAUCGAGAAGCUCUCGCCCGACUACCUCGCCGCCAAGACGCCGGGAGACCUCGAAGCUGACGAGGACGGCGCGCUUCGUGAAGGCGGCGCGCUCGUCUACACGUCACCCGAGAUUCUCGCUUUCCUCUUUCAGUACGCGAUCCUCGGCGUCGUCAUUGGCGGCACCAACUCGAUUGGGUAUCCGUUCUUGACGGCGUACUACCAGCUCCCCCCCAACAUCCUCAACUCGGCGGGCACGCUCAUGACCCUCGGGUGGUCGUUAAAGGUCUUCUUUGGCAUGCUCACGGACUGCGUCCCGAUCUUUGGCUACCGCCGCAAGCCGUACAUCCUCGGCGGCUGGACCGUCACGGCCAUUCUGCUCGUCUACGUGGCGCUGCGUCCCGCCGGCGCCGGCGCCCCCGACCCAGCGGCAACCCACAACGGGUCGUCGCUUGCGCUUGUCUGCACGGUGGUGUGCUUUGCCAUGAUCAUCGCCGACGUCGCCCAGGACGCACUCACGGUCUCGUACUCGCAGCUCGAGCCCGAGGCCGUCCGCGGUCGUCUUGUGUCGCUCGUGUACGCUGUCCGAGGGUUUGCAGCUGCGCUCGUCACCAACGUUUCCGGGUUUUGCCUCAACUCGUCGCGGUUUGGCGGCCACUACGACUGGGACAUUGGUCUCAACACCUUCUUUUGGAUUCUGGCCGUCCCCGUCGUUCUCAACCUGCCGAUCGUAUACUUUUUCCUCCAAGACGACAAAUCGACGCGCGUCAAUUUUCGCAAGUACAUUCUGGAGCUCUGGGACCUCCUCCAACUGCGCGUUGUGUGGCAAGUGCUCCUCUUCAACUUCCUUUUCAACACGUUCACGGGCAUUGGGUCCACCGCCGGCGGCUACGUCAAGCUCUACUGGGCCAAAGUCGAGAACCUCAACAGUACCGUCAUGUACACGGUCGGGAAGCUCUUGUACAUUGGCAUGCUUGUGACGGUCGGCAAGAUCGGGACGCACUGGAACUGGCGCGCGGUCAUCGUCUGGACGACGCUUCUCACCAACGUCAUCGACGCCGCCGUCAUGUUCUCUACGAUCUUUGACGUCGUCCGCAACCAGUGGUUCUUCCUCGGCGUCCCGAUCGCUGAAAUGAUCCCGAAUGCAAUGAACUCGAUGGUGAGUAUGUUUGUCAUCGCCGAGCUCGCGGGCACGGGCAACGAAGGCGUCAUGUUUGGUCUUGUGACGACCGUCAUGAACCUCCCAGGCCUCUUUACGAGCAUCAUCACCAACGUCAUCAACGUCCCCUUCCGUAUCUCGACCACGCGCAUCAAGGCCGACACGCCCGACAUUCGCGCCGACGUCGCAUGGACGUACGUGAUUGGGUACAGCUUGACGUUGCUCGGCUGCUUCUUCGUCUACUUGCUGCCGCAUCAAAAGGCCGCGGUCGCCGAGCUCAAGCGCACCGGCGGUCGCUACCCGCGCGUCGCCGCCUUUCUCUUCUUUGCGUUUAUGACGAUCUUAUCGGUUUCCAUCACGGGCACACUCAUGUCCAUGUACGACGCGACGAGCUGCACGAUUCUCGCGGGCGGCCAAGGCUGUGACGAACCGGCGCCGUUGUGGUAUCUCCUCGGUAUUCUCUUGCCGGCCGCGCUCUCGCUGAUUGGGAUCGGCGUCGCAACGGUCGUCAGCCGUCGUACGUCGGCGGCGGAGUAG
Saprolegnia diclina VS20 is the source of this 1749-nucleotide messenger RNA. RefSeq lists its product as hypothetical. The transcript has a single exon. Bases 1 to 1749 code for a protein of 582 amino acids. The record is from RefSeq and is a predicted model, not a curated record. NCBI's taxonomy places the organism in Eukaryota, Oomycota, Saprolegniomycetes, Saprolegniales, Saprolegniaceae.